Blastomyces gilchristii SLH14081 is the source of this 345-nucleotide messenger RNA. RefSeq names its product NADH-dependent flavin oxidoreductase. The transcript is spliced from 3 exons. The record is from RefSeq and is a predicted model, not a curated record. NCBI's taxonomy places the organism in Eukaryota, Fungi, Ascomycota, Eurotiomycetes, Onygenales, Ajellomycetaceae. Bases 1 to 345 code for a protein of 114 amino acids.
AUGUUAAGAUGUCUGAUGGCAUUCAAAAACCUAAUGAACUUGGAAAUUCUACAGUUAGCUUCUCUCUGUCAAUAUUCUGCAGAUGAUGGGCACAUGAUGAACUGGCACAUGAGUCAUCUCAGAGAAAUCAUCAUUCAGAGUCAAAAGAUUGACAUUCAGCUCACUCAUGCAGAGUGCAAGAUGAGCAGCUUGACACUCUUUCUUACUGUCACUGAAGUCAUAACAGAGCAUGCAAAUGACUGGCUGAAUAAUGUCAAGAGACUCAGCAACAUUCCAUUCUUGAAUGAGUUGACAAAGCUUAAAGCAAUGAUGGAGCAGAACAUUGAGAAGAUGAAGAAGACAUGA